This is a messenger RNA of Pterocles gutturalis (yellow-throated sandgrouse), 2552 nucleotides long. It is a transcript of the gene SLC4A10, whose product is annotated as solute carrier family 4, sodium bicarbonate transporter, member 10. The transcript has 19 exons. Lineage: Eukaryota; Metazoa; Chordata; Aves; Pterocliformes; Pteroclidae. The record is from RefSeq and is a predicted model, not a curated record. The annotation marks the transcript as partial. Gene Ontology annotation, molecular function: sodium:bicarbonate symporter activity; solute:inorganic anion antiporter activity; monoatomic anion transmembrane transporter activity. Gene Ontology annotation, biological process: regulation of intracellular pH; monoatomic anion transport; transmembrane transport. Gene Ontology annotation, cellular component: plasma membrane; basolateral plasma membrane.
GUCAGAUUGUUUCCCCACAGUCUGCUCCAACUUGUAUUGAAAACAAAAAUGAUGUGAGCAGAGAAAACAGCACUGUUGACUUUAGCAAGGUUGACCUGCACUUCAUGAAGAAGAUACCACCUGGAGCUGAAGCAUCAAACAUCUUAGUUGGUGAACUAGAGUUUCUGGACCGUGCGGUUGUUGCUUUUGUUAGGUUGUCUCCUGCAGUGCUGCUUACAGGACUAGCUGAAGUCCCAAUUCCAACAAGAUUUUUAUUUAUUCUUCUUGGACCACUGGGUAAAGGGCAACAAUACCAUGAGAUUGGAAGAUCAAUUGCAACACUAAUGACAGAUGAGGUGUUCCAUGAUGUUGCUUACAAAGCAAAAGACCGCAAUGACUUGGUAUCUGGAAUUGAUGAGUUUCUUGAUCAGGUUACUGUACUACCUCCUGGAGAGUGGGACCCAACAAUCAGAAUAGAACCACCCAAAAAUGUUCCCUCUCAGGAGAAGCGUAAGAUCCCGGGAGUGCCAAAUGGAACCGCAGCCCAUGGGGAUGCAGAGCAACCUGGAGGACACUCCGGACCAGAACUGCAACGCACCGGAAAAUUCUUUGGAGGAUUGAUUUUAGACAUAAAAAGAAAAGCUCCCUUCUUCUGGAGUGACUUCAGGGAUGCUCUCAGUCUGCAGUGUCUGGCAUCAUUUUUGUUUCUCUACUGUGCUUGCAUGUCUCCUGUCAUCACAUUUGGUGGUCUGCUGGGAGAAGCAACUGAAGGUCGUAUAAGUGCAAUAGAAUCGCUGUUUGGAGCAUCCAUGACUGGAAUUGCCUACUCUCUCUUUGGUGGACAGCCUCUCACUAUACUUGGCAGCACAGGACCAGUUUUAGUGUUUGAGAAGAUCUUAUUCAAGUUUUGCAAAGAGUAUGGGUUGUCGUACCUUUCUCUGAGAGCUAGCAUUGGACUGUGGACUGCAAUCCUGUGCAUCAUCCUUGUUGCAACUGAUGCAAGCUCCCUAGUCUGCUACAUUACCCGGUUUACUGAAGAAGCUUUUGCUUCUCUUAUCUGCAUCAUUUUCAUUUAUGAGGCCUUAGAGAAGCUGUUUCAUCUCAGUGAGACGUAUCCAAUCAACAUGCAUAAUGAUUUGGAUCUGCUGACAAAAUACUCAUGCAGUUGUGUCGAACCAGAACAUCCUAGCAAUAAAACCUUAGGAUACUGGCAGGACUACAAUAUAUCUGCAUCCGAUGUGCCAUGGGAGAACCUAACUGUGUCAGAAUGUAAAAAGUUUCAUGGAGAGUUUGUUGGACGAGCCUGUGGUCAUCAUGGCCCUUAUGUCCCAGAUGUCCUCUUCUGGUCUGUCAUCCUGUUCUUUUCUACAGUAACACUGUCAUCCACACUGAAGCAGUUCAAAACUAGCCGAUACUUCCCAACAAAGGUACGAUCUGUUGUCAGCGAUUUUGCUGUCUUUCUCACUAUUCUGUCCAUGGUUUUAAUUGACUAUGCCAUUGGGAUUCCAUCACCAAAACUUCAGGUUCCAAAUGCUUUUAAGCCCACCAGAGAUGAUCGUGGCUGGUUUAUUAGUCCUUUGGGACCUAAUCCUUGGUGGACAGUGAUAGCUGCUGUAAUUCCAGCCCUGCUUUGUACUAUCCUUAUCUUUAUGGACCAGCAGAUCACAGCUGUCAUUAUCAAUAGAAAAGAACACAAACUAAAGAAAGGAUGUGGAUACCAUCUCGACCUGCUCAUGGUGGCAGUCAUGCUUGGAGUGUGCUCUAUUAUGGGAUUGCCAUGGUUUGUGGCAGCCACUGUACUCUCUAUUUCCCAUGUGAAUAGCUUAAAACUGGAAUCGGAGUGCUCUGCUCCAGGGGAGCAGCCAAAAUUUCUUGGGAUCCGGGAGCAAAGAGUCACGGGGCUCAUGAUUUUUAUCCUUAUGGGCUCAUCUGUCUUUUUGACAAGUAUCCUGAAGUUUAUUCCUAUGCCAGUACUUUAUGGAGUAUUUCUUUACAUGGGUGCUUCAUCUCUAAAGGGAAUUCAGCUUUUUGACAGGAUAAAGUUAUUCUGGAUGCCUGCAAAGCACCAGCCAGAUUUUAUUUAUCUGAGGCAUGUUCCUCUUAGAAAGGUCCAUCUCUUCACUGUAAUUCAGCUGAGUUGUCUUGUGCUUCUGUGGAUUAUAAAGGUUUCAAGAGCUGCCAUUGUUUUUCCUAUGAUGGUCUUAGCUUUGGUAUUUGUCCGAAAACUCAUGGAUUUCUUUUUCACUAAGCGGGAACUCAGUUGGCUAGAUGAUUUGAUGCCCGAGAGCAAGAAAAAGAAACUGGAAGAUGCCGAGAAAGAGGAAGAGCAAAGUAUGUUAGCAAUGGAAGAGGAGGGGACUGUUCAGUUACCACUAGAAGGACAUUACAGAGAUGACCCAUCUGUGAUAAACAUUUCUGACGAAAUGGCAAAAACUGCUGUGUGGAAAACACUGUUAAUAUCCUCAGAGAAUGCAAAAGAUAAGGAGUCAAGCUUUCCUUCUAAAAGUGCUGAAAUCAGAAAAGAGAAGAAAGCUGACUCAGGGAAAGGCGUUGACCGGGAGACGUGUCUAUGA